GAUGGGAGGCCUAUGCACAUUAAUUGGAAUUAUCCUCUACAUCGGCGCUAUAACUGAAGAAGUAGGUAAUUACAAGCCGAAAUCAGGUCUGGAGGAUCCCAAGUUCACCUACUCAUAUGGUCUAUCUUUUGCUCUGAUUGUUGGCUCGUUCGUUAUGUCGGAGGCAACGGGCGUUCUCAGCGUCUACCUGUACAUAUCGCGAAAUAGACACGCUUACAAGAAAAAGCAGGAGAGAGUUGGUAUGACAGCAAACGAGCAAAGGACUCAGCGCUUCCGACGAAACAAGGGUGAAACGUCUACGACCUCUCCGUCUCAUUCGGAGAGUUACUAUACUUAUACUCCCGUGUCCGAUAACGCUCCAUCAACUAUGAACAGAGACGCUUCUCGGCACACUAUCUCGACGACAGCAGACGUCACUUCCGGUCACCACAUGGUUGAUACCUUACGACGAACGACGCCUGUAUAA
Messenger RNA from Dimorphilus gyrociliatus, 466 nucleotides. The record is from the annotation of a GenBank genome assembly. NCBI's taxonomy places the organism in Eukaryota, Metazoa, Annelida, Polychaeta, Dinophilidae.